This is a messenger RNA of Jatropha curcas, 2094 nucleotides long. RefSeq lists its product as uncharacterized. Lineage: Eukaryota; Viridiplantae; Streptophyta; Magnoliopsida; Malpighiales; Euphorbiaceae. The record is from RefSeq and is a predicted model, not a curated record.
AAUAUGAAAUUUUAUUUUUUCAAUGGGUUCAUAUCAGAGAGAGCGCGAACACAUCGCCCAAGGUUCGAGGUAGGCCAUACUAUUCGUUCACCGUAUUCAUAUCUGUUCUCUCAAUUUGAAAGAUUCCCCUCUACCAACAAGGAGCCAGAAAACCCUAAAAUAUCCGAUCAAAGAAUGAGAAUUAAAACCCGGAGCGCGAAGCCUCGCUACUGCAAAUCAUCUCACAGAUCAUCUUCAGCCACCACAACAAGUCCACCUCCUUCCCCUAUUCCGGAUUAUAGUUCAAAUGAUGAAGAUAAUACAGGUAGGAUGUCAAUUGACAAAUUAAGACAAAGUGAUGGUGAUGGUGGAGAAAGUAAUGUGGGUGAGGAUUCCAGUGAUAAUGAUUGGUUAGAGGAAAAGAGUUGCUUAAUGUGUAAUAUGGGUGGCCAAUUGCUGCUUUGUUCUGAGAUUGGUUGUCCAAUUGCUCUUCAUAAAGAGUGUAUUGUGUCUAAGCCUAGGUAUGAUGAAGAGGGAAACUUUUAUUGCCCUUAUUGUUGGUUUAAGCUUCAACUGUCUAUAACUGGAAAAUUGAAGAAAAAAGUUCUGCUGACUAAGAAAGUUCUGGAGAGUUUUUUGGGCCACAAUUUAACUGAGGUUGGUGGUAAUAAAGAGAAUCAGAAUGAUGGGAGAGCAAAAGGGAAGGAUUCAAAUAUCAUUGCAGUUAUGGGGGAGAAUCGCUGCUGUGAUAAUAAAAGGAUGGAGCAAGAAACAAAUGAUCAACAAGUUGACAAGGAGCAAGAUGAGGGAGAGGGAGUUCUUGAAGAUGAAGAGCAAAUGGAGUCCUUAAAUGUGAUGGGGGAGAAUCGCUGCCGUGUUAAUAAAAGGAUGGAGCAAGAUACAAAUGCUCAACAAGUUGACAAGAAGCAAGAAAACGGAGAGGGAGUGUUUGAAGAUGAAGAGGAAACAAAAUUGUUAAAUUUGAUGGGGGAGAAUCACUGCCAUGAUAGUUUAAAAAUGAUGGAGCAAGAAACAAAUAAUCAAAAAGUUGACAAUAAGCAAGAUGAGGGAGUUUUUGAAGAUGAAGAUCAAACAGAAUCUUUAACUGUGCAGUGUGUAGAAAAGGAGACUACUUUUGACGGCGUUUUGCUUCAUGAAUCAGCAGGGGCAAAUUCUAAAACUAUGAAAUCACCUAAAGAAAAGCAAGCCAUGGAAGAGGAGAAAGAGAAAAUACAUGAGGACGCACCUGAAAUCAAUGUGUCAUAUACUAGUAAAGAAGCAGCAUUGGAUGAUGCUGGAACUUUUGAUUCAGAUACUGAAACUCUUGCAGUCCGAAAGCGAUCAGUUAAGAAAGCAAAGAUUAAGUAUGCUGUUUCACCAAAGAAGCCAUCAUCUCAUGCAUACACUACUUCAGCGGAAGAAACUAGGAACCAGAACGAUAAAGUCGGUUUUUUUGGAAGGUCUUGUAAGAAACCAACAACUCAUCCUGCAGCAGAAGCUAGGAACCAAAACAAGAAAGUCAAUCUUUUGGAUAGGUCAAGGCCAACCCAAGUGUCUGCUAAGAAACUCACAAAAAUGCCAUUUUCUCAUGAAAAGCGCAAAAGGCUGCUUUGGAGACCUGAAGAGGAGGAAAUGCUAAGGGAAGGAGUGCAAAAAUUCUCAAGUAAAGUGAACAAAAAUCUUCCUUGGCGGAAAAUUUUGGAAUUUGGCAGACAUGUUUUUGAUGCAAGCCGAAGUCCAUCUGAUCUCAAAGAUAAAUGGAGAAACCUUCUGGCCAAGGAGUCAUCAUAAUCAAUCAACAGUGGCCCCUCUUGAUUCAGAAGACCGGAGGAUCAAAAAGUGAACAUUUUUCUUAAUAGUUUAUAUACAUGUUAGGCUCACAUGCGUGAACGUGUGUACCCGCAGGGCUUUUGGAGGGGAUCUUGAUCUAAUUUCCCUCUUGGAAAGAUGGCGAAGAUGGCAAAGAUGUUCUGUUUCUUUUAUUUUUUUUAUAAAUGUUAAGUAGUCUGAUAUCGUAGCUCUUUUUGUAAGGUAUUUGUAGACAUUGAUGUGAAUAUUAUGUUUAUAGUUUAAGUCAGUUGGUCAAUGCAUCGAGUGAUACGGAUUAAGUGAAAA